Messenger RNA from Belonocnema kinseyi, 951 nucleotides. Its product is annotated as zinc finger MYM-type protein 1-like. The record is from RefSeq and is a predicted model, not a curated record. Lineage: Eukaryota; Metazoa; Arthropoda; Insecta; Hymenoptera; Cynipidae. The transcript has a single exon. The coding region runs from base 1 to 951 and encodes 316 amino acids.
AUGGAGGCAGAGUACUUUGGUCUUAUUGCGGACUCAACACCAGAUGUUUUUCAUGUUCAUCAAUUGUCUAUAAUUAUUCGUUACUGUUUACAUGGCCAAGUGUAUGAGAGAUUUUUACAAUUCUUGCCAAUUUCAAGUCACACAGGAGAUUUAUUGAGUCGAGAAAUUUUGAAUGUGCUAAGCGAUAACGGGAUUUGCAUUAGUAACUGCAGAGGUCAAUCUUACGACAAUGCAAGUAACAUGUCUGGCAAAUACGCUGGAGUACAAGCUCGUAUUAAAGAAGUAAAUCCACUAGCUUUAUAUGUUCCAUGUACUGCUCACUCUUUAAAUUUGGUUGGAACAAACAGCGUCAAUAUAUGCAUUGACGCUAUUACUUUUUUUGGAUUUGUAGCCGGGCUUUACGCUUUUUUCGUCGCAUCUCCACAUCGGUGGGAAAUAUUAAUGAACAAUUCUGAUACUUCUCUCAAAAGUCUAUCGAAAACUAGAUGGUCUUGUCACGAUGAUGCUACUUCUGCUAUAUUUCGAAACUACGAAGGGAUAUAUGCCGCUCUUUCGGUGUUUGUUGAAAGUAAUGACGCAAAGCCUGAUACUCGAUUUGAGGCCGCUGUCCUUCAAAGCCAAAUGAGAAAACUGGAAAUUGCCUUCAUGAUUGUAUUUUGUCAUAAGGUUCUUGAUCGCUUCAAUAAAACUAGCAAAUUUCUGCAGACGGUAGAAUUAGACGUUGCCAUCGGAAACAGCAUGCUCAAGUCUUUAGUUCACUUUUUAGAAUCUUUGCCAGAUAAGUUCGAAAAAAUUGAAGAAUCGGCCAUGAAUUUGUCUAGCUUUGUUACUAAGCAUUAUCAGGAUGAAAAUAAGCGAAUUAAAAUUGAAAGAAGAAAACUGGCAGGUGGUAGUAUUCAAACUACUCCAAGUUUAACGGGUAGAAAAAGUUCAAAACUGGAAGCUUUUUAG